Messenger RNA from Harpegnathos saltator (Jerdon's jumping ant), 3034 nucleotides. RefSeq lists its product as uncharacterized. The record is from RefSeq and is a predicted model, not a curated record. NCBI's taxonomy places the organism in Eukaryota, Metazoa, Arthropoda, Insecta, Hymenoptera, Formicidae. The coding region runs from base 688 to 2919 and encodes 743 amino acids. The transcript is spliced from 3 exons.
UCUUUUCUUUCAUCGCAUUUCAUCUCGGACGUGAAGUCGAUGUGACUCGUUGAAAACCGAAAAUACCUCGAUGUUCGAGCCUUCCAGUUAGAGAACGAAAAAACGAACAGCGAAAAGAAAGUGCGGAGAAACGCCAAUGGAAGAAACCAGGCGGACGACCGAAGCGAGAAAGAAGAAAAUCGUGAAAAAAAAGAUGAGAAAAGUUAGACUGUUCGAAAGCAUCAUCACCCAAAGUUGAUCGAAGGCGGGGCGAUGUGCGCAUGCGCGGAGUACGUAGCACGCUGAUGCGGUUUGUCAAUGGCCACCGUUCCUGUCAAAAGCGUUUUGCGCGACUAGCUUACGUGUUUCUCAUUGUGUUCUCAUACUCGCAAUCAUUAGAUUAAUUACAAAACAUCACAAAACUCUGCGAACUCACGACCACGUGCGGUCGAAUAAACGAAGCGGCCGAAUUCGCAGGCAAAUUUCGUUUAAGCGGCCGACUGGUAUAUUUCUACGCGCUUACCGUGCUUGUCCGGAAAACAAAUCGACCCCUUCGAGCGAAAGCGAAGAAAACCAUCGUUGUGAGACGUUCGCAGUAAAUUCCAUCGAGGCGUCGUUCUUGAAAGUACAACAUCUGCUAAUUUCGAACUUGAGUGAGAAACGUAAGGAGAAUCGAUUUGUGAUUUAUUGAGUCCUCUACUAUUUGAUAUGGUGAAGAUACAAUAUACGACGCUUGACGCCGACGUCAUGCCAUCAAACAAGUCCAACAUGUGUCCAGAUUAUUUAUCAAAAUCCAUCAAAAUAUUGAAGUGGAUGUCGUCAGUUCCAGUCAAAAAACAUUUCACAAUGGAUCCAGGCGAAUGUCUUUUACCUGCAAAGGUUAUGCAAAAUUCUAAGAGAGAAUUUGGCAUUGGAAAUUGUGUGGAAAGUGGUGUGAACAAUGUGAAAAAAGACUUGAUUAAUAAUAAUAUGAAAGAAUUCCUUUCUAAAUCAUUAUCUGUAAUAAAUAUAAACAUGCCAGAUGAAGAGUCAGAAGAGGCAAACUUGUUGCCCUCCAAGAAAGAGAACAUAAGAUCAGAAAUCACUCUUUUUCCUAUUAAACCAAAAUCAUGUGGUUGUUCUGAACCAUGUGAGAUUAUUACUUGUGAAAUAACAAUACCAUUGUAUGUGGACGAGGAUGAGGUGCCAUUUAUAUUAGCGAUGAACAUUAAAGAGGAAGAGAUAGAUACAUUGGUUACAAAGCACUGCGAUGAUGAAUAUUGUGAUGCACUGAGCAUCGACCAUGAUCGUUGCCGCAGAGGAUUAAUCAAGUUGUAUAGAUGCGAUAAGUUCAAUACGUGUGAUAUUUGUAGGACACCCCUAAAUUGGCAGUCGCGUCUGCACCAUCAAGAAUGUGAGAUGAAAGAUAAAUAUAGGCACAACAAUGUGAGCAAAGAAUGUCUGUUGAAGGAUAGACUUUGUUUGCAAGAAAUGCAGAUAUUGAAAGACUCAAAAGUAAGGAGAAAAGUUUAUCUGGACCCUAUCAAAGGGCCUGCUCUGGCAUUGGAAGCCAUACAGAAUAACAAGGAGCUAGUAGUCAAAGUACUUCCAACGACGACACCAGAUCAGAAAUCAAUUGUUCCAACAACCACAGUAUCCGACAACCAUCAGUUAACUUGUAUCACUUCGUCCGAUAUUAAUCAGUCUGUCGCAGCCAAUUCUCAAAUGAGCAGUCCAAAGAAUAUCGUCAGUAGCUUGAUCGCGAUACCUCUUAACAAGCCCGCGCUCUCUUCGAACGGUACGUCGUUGCGUCUGAAGGAAAACAUAGCGCAGCAGACUAAUUCGAUAUUGUUGUCAAACGCGCAACCGAAUACGUACAUCGUGACGUCCUCCGGUAAGGCUUGUACAGCAGGUGUACUUCCACAGAAUCAAUACAUUUGCCUCGCGAACUCGACUGCCACAAUUCUGCCUACAACAACCAACAACUUGAUUGUACCACAGUCUCACAUUGUGACGAGCUCAUCGACCCAACCUAAACCGCAGUUACUAACGCCGAUACGUGUAGUGCCAAUAACCAAGCUGAGGACAGCACCUUCUCUGCUACAUCGUCAACAGGGCCUCCCCAAAUUUUGCGUCAUGACGAGCAACGCAAUCACUACGCUGACCGUGCCGAGUGUACAGACCUUCCAACCUGUCGUAGCUGCCGACGUCACCACGCAAGAACAGAUUCGUAAACAGGCUCUAAAGAUUCGUCCGAAGAUUCUGACAGAUAUGUCCAAGGUAUCGACUUCUACACAGGAGCGAUAUAGUUUUCAACGAUACUUGAAGAGACCCGGAAAACGGUUUUUCUGUAUCUACUGCUGUAAAUACUUCAGCACCGACUGGUACUUCAAGAAGCACAUCGAGAAACAUGUGAAGCAGAAAGACACUCCCAGAAUUUCCUCCAGAUCUGUUGGCGUUAAGAACAAUAUGAAGAAGCAGCCGAAUAAGAAAUGCGACGUUCAGAAGGAACUCUGCCACGGCGACUCGGCCUGCGACUCGCCUACUUCGCUCAAUAGUUCCGUGGACAGGACAAAUAGUGAAUUGAAGGCGCCCCAACCGCCUAUAAAACUCGAAUAUGUCGAUGUCGAUUGCUGCGAUGAGGACUCUGUAGGCGAAACGAAUGAUCAUAUGGCGAGUGUUAACGAGUCCAAUGAAGUGGGAGGAAAGAGAAUAAAAUGCGAAGAGACGUUCGACACUUGGAACGAAAAUCUAGAAAUAUCUAAAAACGAUAUUAAUAUAGAAGUGCAAGACGAUGUCGAUCCUCUCAAAGAUAUAUCCGUGCAGGAGUACGAUGUCGAAGAGUCGUUGAUAUUCAACAGAAACUGUAAUGCGAAGGAAAACGAGUUUACAAUUGUCUCUGUAGAAGAAAUCACCAAGAGCGAAAAUCUUAUGAAGAAAAAAGUUAACGCUCCGAGAUGAAAGCAUACAGUGUGUCGUGUUGUUAAUACUUCCGAAUAUUGUAUAUCAAACGGAAUUUGUAAAUAUGGUGAUAUAUCACACACAAAUACAAACCAAAAAAUUUUAGUUACAAUUA